UUUUCGGUGUGGCCGUAAGGAGAAGUUUGUACUUUACUUUGCAAUCUUAUUGUGCAUCUGAAAGACCAGAGUUAGCUCCUGAGGCGAAGCCUGGAGCUGCUUGUAGUUUUGAUCUCAUCACCAUAGGAUUGAAAGAUUUGGUGAUAAAAUUACCCUGAAUUUGUACAGGGCCUUCUUGCAAGAACCAACAAUAUCCACAUACUUCCUGCAACAUUCUGCUGGCAUUUCUAGAGCUCAUCACAUUGGCCUUCAUGCCAGUCCUUGCCUGGUGGAGACUGGUAGUGGGUUAGCACUGGUGGUUGACUUUGGCAAAUUCACACCAGCUGUUGGAUUUAGCCCUGUCCCUCCUGCUUCCACAAUCAGACGCUUGGGUGCACCUGGGCUGAACUUUGGGUUGGAAGAGUGAGGUCACCUGCUGGCCACUCUGGCUCUUGGGCCUCAGCAGUUCUUGGCUUUACUACCCUCAGCAUAUUGGCUAGGAAUAUGGGCCGAAUGGAGAAUUUUUGGAGGGCACAGAUAAGUGCUGGGCAUUCACACACAUCUAGGAUGACUGAAUAUUGCCAAGGGUUCUCACUCAGGUGUUGCCACUGCAACCACAGUGCCUGGUUACUGGUUUGGCCUCCUCCACAUCCUGCCAGCUGGGUGUUCCCCUCCCCCUGCCUUCUCAGCCUGGCAGCGCUGCCCCAUGGUGGCUGUGUUCCCAGCUGCCCUUGGAGAGCGUGCCUGUUUGUGAAGAUGCAGAGGAGCUGUCCCGCUGAGAGCCAGAGGGACGGAGCUGUUUCAGUGGUAUCCAGACUUUAGGUGUCUAAUGGGCAGGGACAGGCUGGGACUGAGCUUAAAGGUCUGAGAGAGACUGUGGAUCCCCAGAGCUGUGCCCUAACCUGGGUGCUCAUUGGAGAGGGCAGACAGGACUGGCCACCUGGCCUUACCUCCAUCCCAGACUUAUAGUAUUUGCCAGCUAUCUCCCUGAGUUGUUAUUAAACUUUGUCAAACGACCCUGGGGAGCCGAUUUGGCAAAAGGAGAGUUACUUAGAGGCAUGACUGGGCCUGGAGGGGAAGAGAAGUGGCGGGUAUUUUUCCCUCCGAGGAGGCCUCUCUCUGCAGCUCUGGCGAGGGUGUGCCACUCCCAGCACCUCCACAGUACCCUCCCCUUUCCAGGGACAAUGCUCCCUCUGUGAGCAUCUUAUGGGGAUGUUUUUUCUUUCCACUUCACUUUUGAAGCCUUCCUUGUUUAUGCUGCUGUGUUCCUUUUUCCUGAUUCUAACUCUUGGGAAGCCUUGGGGAGACUCCCUAGCAGCGCUAGCCCUCAGGGCCCACGUGAAGUCCUUUGCUUGGGGUCCUACUGUGAGCCCACAGCCUCCAGGGCUUCUGUGGGAGAGGGCUGCUCUGUUAGCCACCGAAGGUCCUUGACCAUUGGUGAAGAGGAGAGAGGCUGGGGCCGCAGGUGGUGCAGGCCAAAGAAAGAGGAGUCCAGUUGCACAGAGGAACACUGACGAUGGAGAAACAGUUCUGGGAGUUUGGGGAGAGAUUAGGCAGGAGGGAGCCCACUGGGCAGAACCUAAAGCUCAGUAUGGGCGGCAUGUGUGCAGGGACAUGUGCUGGAGGGUUUCCAUCCAGACCACUAACUGGAAAGGGGUGGCUCCCAUGUGAUGCUAGGUGUCUGUGAUCCUUCAGGAAAGUGUACAGGCUGGUACCCCAGGACCCACUGCUCAGGAAGGCCUGGUAGGAAAUGAGUGUUGGGACUGAGGCCUGGCCCUUGGCAGCUUGGAAGUUGGCUGGGGCUGCUUUUGCCUUUGCCAGAGACAGCUCCAACUGAGGACCCCUCCAACGGGCCCUUGGCAGUUCUUCCUUCCCCUGGCAUCUGGGAAGACAGGCACGAUGACAGACUCUCCAUUCCUGGAGCUGUGGCAGUCCAAGGCGGUGACCAUCCGUGAGCGACUGGGCCUCAGGAACCAGCUCAACGACUCCUACUGCUACAACUCGGCCAAAAACAGCACCGUGCUCCAGGGGGUCACCUUUGGUGGCAUCCCCACUGUCCUGCUCAUAGACGUCAGCUGCUUCCUGUUCUUAAUCUUGGUGUUUUCCAUCAUAAGAAGAAGAUUCUGGGACUAUGGCCGCAUUGCCCUGGUGUCAGAAGCAGGCAGUGAGUCCAGAUUUCAGAGAUUGUCAUCGACUUCCUCCUCAGGGCAACAAGACUUUGAAAAUGAGCUGGGAUGCUGUCCCUGGCUGACUGCGAUCUUCCGUCUGCACGAUGACCAGAUCCUGGAGUGGUGUGGGGAGGACGCCAUCCACUACCUGUCCUUCCAGAGGCACAUCAUCUUCCUGCUGGUGGUGGUCAGCUUUUUGUCCCUGUGUGUCAUCCUGCCUGUCAACCUCUCGGGGGACUUGCUGGGCAAAGACCCUUACAGUUUUGGGAGGACAACAAUAGCAAAUCUGCAGACUGACAAUGACCUCCUUUGGCUGCACACCAUCUUCGCCGUCAUUUACCUCCUCCUCACUGUGGGCUUCAUGCGACACCAUACUCAGUCCAUUAAGUACAAAGAGGAGAGCCUGGUGAGGCGGACCUUGUUCAUCACAGGACUACCCAGAGAUGCCAGGAAGGAGACUGUGGAGAGCCACUUCCGGGACGCAUAUCCCACGUGUGAGGUGGUGGAUGUCCAGCUGUGCUACAAUGUGGCUAAGCUAAUCUACCUGUGCAAGGAGAGAAAGAAGACAGAGAAGAGCCUGACCUAUUACAGGAACCUGCAGGUGAAGACAGGCCGGCAGACUCUUAUCAACCCCAAGCCCUGUGGCCAGUUCUGCUGCUGUGAAGUGCAGGGCUGUGAGUGGGAGGAUGCAAUCUCUUACUACACGCAGAUGAAGGACAGGCUGCUGGAGAGGAUCACAGAGGAAGAACUUCACGUCCAGGACCAGCCCCUGGGAAUGGCCUUCGUCACCUUCCAGGAGAAGUCCAUGGCCACCUACAUCCUGAAAGAUUUCAACGCCUGCAAGUGUCAGAGCCUUCGGUGCAAAGGUGAGCCCCAGCCAUCCUCCCAUAGCAGAGAGCUCUGUACCUCCAAGUGGACAGUCACGUUCGCUGCUGAUCCUGAGGACAUCUGCUGGAAGAACCUCUCUAUCCAGGGCCUCCGCUGGUGGCUACAGUGGCUAGGCAUCAACUUCACCCUCUUCGUGGGGCUGUUUUUCCUGACCACACCCUCCAUCAUCCUGUCCACCAUGGACAAGUUCAAUGUUACCAAACCCAUCCAUGCGCUGAAUGACCCGAUCAUCAGUCAGUUCUUCCCCACCCUCCUGCUCUGGUCCUUCUCGGCCCUCCUCCCCUCCAUCGUCUACUACUCUACACUGCUGGAGUCCCACUGGACCAAGUCGGGGGAAAACCAGAUCAUGAUGACCAAAGUCUACAUAUUCUUGAUCUUCAUGGUGCUGAUACUGCCCUCCCUGGGUCUCACCAGUCUAGAUUUUUUCUUCCGGUGGCUCUUUGACAAGACUUCCUCGGAGACCUCCAUCAGGUUGGAGUGCGUCUUCCUGCCGGACCAGGGCGCCUUCUUUGUGAACUAUGUCAUCGCCUCAGCCUUCAUCGGCAAUGGCAUGGAGCUGCUGCGGCUGCCGGGCCUCAUCCUCUACACCUUCCGCAUGAUCGUGGCCAAGACGGCUGCCGACCGCAGGAAUGUCAAGCAGAACCAGGCCUUCCAGUAUGAGUUUGGAGCCAUGUAUGCAUGGAUGCUGUGUGUCUUCACUGUCAUCAUGGCCUACAGCAUCACCUGUCCCAUCAUUGCGCCAUUUGGCCUCAUCUACAUCCUGCUCAAGCACAUGGUGGACCGGCAUAACCUCUACUUCAUCUACCUCCCGGCCAAGCUGGAGAAGGAGAUCCACUUUGCUGCUGUGAACCAGGCCUUGGCGGCCCCCAUCCUGUGCCUCUUCUGGCUCUACUUCUUUUCCUUCCUGCGCCUGGGUCUGAAGGCCCCCGCCACUCUGUUCACCUUCCUGGUGGUGCUGCUCACCAUCCUGGUCUGCCUGGCUCACACCUGCUUUGGAUGUUUCAAGCAUCUCAGCCCUCUGAACUACAAAGUAAAGACAGAAGAGCCCACAAGCGACAAAGGAAGUGAAGCAGAGGCCCACAUGCCCCCACCGUUCACACCCUACGUGCCUCGGAUUCUGAACGGGUUGGCCUCGGAGAGGACGGCGCUGUCCCCACAGCAGCAGCAGACCUAUGGUGCUAUCCACAACAUCAGCGGAACUCUCCUGGGGCAGAGCCCCGUGGACAAUGUGGCUGCUACCCCCCAGGAGGCCUGAGGCUGGGUCCCUCUGCUCUGAAAAGAUGCAACCAGAAUGGCCUGGGGCUCAGGCCCUUGGCUGAGUGGGAAUGUGUUGGGACUCCCCUGCUGAGCCAUUGGGAGGCCUCCCUUGCUCACCCCAGUUACCCCCUAGCACAAGCUUCCAGCUCUGCAGCUGGGGGGACAUCCCCAGUGGUUUAUCGCCAAAACCACGUGGUGGACUUUUGCUCCCCAGACUGAUGAGUCCAGGAGAAUAUAUGGAGAGGAUGUAACCAGGGGAAGGCCUCCUCCCUUCUGGGCACACACACUGCCCACCCCCCUGUAGGCACAUACAUAACUGAUAACCAAAGAGAUGCUGCAGUCCAGUCUGAAGUCUGGCUGGGUGUCCAGCUCCCCACUCCACGGCCAGCACCCCCCCACAGCCCGGCAGCCCCUCCAGGCUGCACCCAGGCCCUGUGUGCCUCGGACUUGGAAGGGUAGGAGUGAGCUGUGGGGAGCAGGCUGGGAGGCGGCCAGUGCUCCUGCAGCUGUGCACACACCUCCGCAAUCUGCUAGGGUUCUGUGUUUUUGUAUCAUGUUGUCAGAGACACUCUGGCCGGGUCAGGGUCACCCCACAAACAGGGACAAGGACCACUCAAAGUGGCCAUUAGACCACGGUUAAGAUCCAGCCUUUCCCACCUCUUGGGG
Molecule: messenger RNA, 4958 nt
Organism: Cebus imitator (Panamanian white-faced capuchin)
Lineage: Eukaryota; Metazoa; Chordata; Mammalia; Primates; Cebidae
Gene: TMEM63A
Product: transmembrane protein 63A
Exons: 24
Coding region: 1879-4290 (803 amino acids)
Cellular component (GO): plasma membrane
Molecular function (GO): calcium-activated cation channel activity; nucleic acid binding
Source: RefSeq, a predicted model, not a curated record